Messenger RNA from Sorex araneus (European shrew), 1110 nucleotides. RefSeq names its product transmembrane protein 138 (gene TMEM138). Lineage: Eukaryota; Metazoa; Chordata; Mammalia; Eulipotyphla; Soricidae. The coding region runs from base 392 to 880 and encodes 162 amino acids. The transcript has 5 exons. Gene Ontology annotation, cellular component: cilium. The record is from RefSeq and is a predicted model, not a curated record.
GGGGUUACACCCAUUGAUGCUCAGGGGUUACUCCUGGCUCUGCACUCAGGAACUACUCCAGGCAGUGCUCGGGGAACCCUAUGGGAUGCUGGAGAUCCGACCCCGGGUAGGCAGGCCUCGUGCAAGGCUGACGCCCUGCCCACUGUGCUACCGCUCCAGGUCCCCCCACCUCUGCCCAGUUCCAACCGCGGCCGCCGCGGACUUCCGGGAUUGUACACGCGCUUCCGGGAGCCCGGACGGCGUCGCCAUGGCAACCGACGUCGGGGCGCCCAGCAGGCCUUAGAGCGGGAAGACCGCUGCAAGGGUGCGAUCUACGGGCGCGCCACGGGCCCCCUCUCCCUUGGUGCCGGGGAAGGGCCCGGGGCAUGUGUCCCCGCGGGGCAGGAGGAAGAUGCUACAGACCAGCAACUACAGCCUGGUGCUGUCCCUGCAGUUCCUGCUGCUGUCCUACGACCUGUUCGUCAACGCCUUCUCGGAGCUGCUCCGCACGGCCCCCGUCAUCCAGCUCGUGCUCUUCGUCAUCCAGGACGUGGCCAUCCUCUUCAACAUCAUCAUCAUCUGCCUCAUGUUUUUCAACACCUUCGUCUUCCAGGCCGGCCUGGUCAGCCUCCUGUUCCACAAGUUCAAGGGGACCAUCAUCCUGACCGCGGUCUACCUCGCCUUCAGCAUCUCCCUCCACGUCUGGGUCAUGAACUUGCGCUGGAAGGACUCGCAGCGCUUCGUCUGGACAGACGGACUGCAGACGCUGUUUGUCUUCCAGAGGCUCGCGGCCGUGCUGUACUGCUACUUCUACAAGCGCGCGGCCGUGCGGCUGGGCGACCCGCGCUUCUACCAGGACUCGCCGUGGCUGCGCAAGGCCUUCCUGCAGGGCCGAAGGUGACCGCCCACCCCGCGCCGCAGACAGAGGACGCCCUUCCUUCCUGACCGAGUCCCAGGCAGCGCGGCGCUCUGCUGGGGCCAAGGCACGUGACCCGCCCCCCCCCCAUACAGCUGGCCCCGCCUCCGACAGGACCCCCGGGCGCAGCAGUCAAGGACACCCCGUGCAGAAGCUGCUCCCCACCCCCGACUCGGUUCUGCGCCAGCAACCCCCCCCCACACACCCUGCUCUCC